UGCUGGUGGUCACUGGAACCACGUUUGUCAGACCUUGUCAGAAUUGGACCCAUUCCAGAGGAAUCAAAGGUGCUUUUACCUUUUUCCAUUGUAACCACUGCUGCAGGGGUGUUUUUUCUACUUCUCUCUUUCUCUUUAAUCGUUUUGAAUGACAGAGAUCGAAUAUUGAAUUGUUUAUCCAUGGGUCGGUGGAGGAGAAAUAAUGACUCAAAUAAUACUGGUGAACUGCAGGAAGAAGUUGGAAAUAUAUUGGUGGGGAACCCCUUGAGUAUACGUGUGGUGUAUCCAUUGGAAGAUGAGGACUGGGCGAAUGGAGUGGUUUGUCAAAAUGCCUUUGCGGAAAGGCGUCUAGAGAUUCUCAAGCGGUAUUUUGAGUCGCAGCGAAGGAGAGCUGCUCCUGUAGAAGGUCAGACGGAACCCUUUGGUGCUGCAAGUGAUGGGAAUGAAUGUUCCUCGGAGUGUGAUGAUGAUGUCCCUGUGAAUGAGUGUUAUGUAUGCGUUUCACGUUUUCGAAGACAACUGAUUUGGUGGCCGUGUGGUCACUGGAUCUGUGCCAGUUGUUCUCGUAGGUUUUUAAGGAUGUCAGGGUCUUCAGAAGCUGCUUGCUGUCCGAACUGUCGAGGCUCCUGCAGACACGAGGAACUGGUGGCAGUUUACGUUGUCCCCAGGGACACCAACCAGUCAACUGAAAAUGUUCCUGUUGAACCUGUUGACCACAUCGAUAAUGUCUAA
Molecule: messenger RNA, 732 nt
Organism: Trypanosoma theileri
Lineage: Eukaryota; Euglenozoa; Kinetoplastea; Trypanosomatida; Trypanosomatidae
Exons: 1
Molecular function (GO): metal ion binding
Source: RefSeq, a predicted model, not a curated record